AUGGUCUCGUCUUCAUCCUCCUCGUCAGCGCCGGCCUUUGCCCGCGAGCUGCGGGUCGCGCAGCUGGCAGUGCAGCGCGCCUCGCUGCUCACCCGGCGCGUCUUCCGCGAAAAGGCAAAGGGCACCGUCGACAAGGACGACAAGUCGCCCGUCACCAUUGGCGACUUUGGCGCCCAGGCCCUCAUCACGGCCGCCCUGCGGCACAAUUUCCCCGCCGACGAGAUUGUGGCCGAGGAGGAGGCGGCGCGGCUGCGGCAGGACGCUGGGCUGCGCGAGCAGAUCUGGAACCUCGUCCGUGACACCAAGCUGGAUGACGACAAGGCCGAGCGCGAGGUCCUGGGCGGGCCCGUCAAGGAUGCCGAGACCAUGCUGGAGCUCAUUGACCUGGGAAACAGCAAGGGCGGCUCGCGCGGUCGCAUCUGGACCAUCGAUCCCAUUGACGGCACAAAGGGCUUCCUGCGCGGCGGGCAGUACGCCGUCUGCCUCGGCCUCUUGGUCGACGGCGACGUCAAGGUCGGCGUCCUCGGCUGCCCCAACCUCCCCGUCGACGACGCCGCGCGCCUGACGGCCGACAUCGGCGCCAACCAGACCGACGACGACAGCCACGGCGUCCUCUUCUCCGCCGUCCAAGGCCACGGCGCCUCCAGCCGGGCCCUUGCCCAGUCGGCCGGGGCGCCGACGGACAAGCCCAUCGCGAUGCGGCCCAUCCGCGACCUGGCCGAGGCCACAUUCUGCGAGAGCUUCGAGGCCGCCCACUCUGCGCACGACGACCAGGCCCUCAUCUCCCAGAAGCUCGGCAUCACCCGCCCCAGCGUCCGCAUGGACAGCCAGGCAAAGUACGGCUCCAUUGCCCGCGGCGCCGGCGACAUCUACCUGCGCCUCCCCGUCAAGGCCACCUACCAGGAGAAGAUCUGGGACCACGCCGCCGGCGACCUCAUUGUCCGCGAGGCCGGCGGCCACGUCACCGACAUCCACGGCAAGAGGCUUGACUUUGGCGCCGGGCGCACCCUCGCCAACAACAAGGGCGUCGUCGCUGCCCCCGCGGCCAUUCACGCGACCGUCUUGCAGGCCGUGCAGGGGGUCCUCGAGAAAUAG
This is a messenger RNA of Hirsutella rhossiliensis, 1095 nucleotides long. RefSeq names its product inositol monophosphatase family domain-containing protein. Lineage: Eukaryota; Fungi; Ascomycota; Sordariomycetes; Hypocreales; Ophiocordycipitaceae. The transcript has a single exon. The record is from RefSeq and is a predicted model, not a curated record. Bases 1 to 1095 code for a protein of 364 amino acids. Gene Ontology annotation, molecular function: 3'(2'),5'-bisphosphate nucleotidase activity. Gene Ontology annotation, biological process: sulfate assimilation; phosphatidylinositol phosphate biosynthetic process.